UAUCGAGUAAUCGACAGCAGCGGUGAGUUCUCAAUCAUCCUAAACCCAAAGCUACUUCUUUGUAGAUACGCAAUGCAUUGUGUAUAGUGCGGUGUAAUUCUUGGUGAUUCUUCGCAAGGGCUCUUAUGUGUUUGUUUCUAGGUUUAGGGCUUGAAUAAUGUGAAAAUGAACUACUGCGAAGAUUGAGUCUAUAGAUUGUGGAUUUCCUAGAAUUGUUCUUGUUUUUCUUUAUUUACUAUAUCAGAGUUGGGACCAGAACCAGGGUCUGUGUGUCAUAAGGUGCGUUGGGUAGUACCGUAUUGGUUCAUUUAGAAAGAAAAAAGGUGCCUUUACUUUUUGCUGGAGUCUGCAUUUUGGGUUUAUAGUUUGUUCAUUAUGCUGGUUAGAUAGAAAUUUAUUCGAGGUCUGGAGUUAGGGUUGAGAAAUUUGAGGAAUGUAUCAUCUGUUUACCCCAAAAAAUCAGUACUUCAGUAGGUAUGUUUGAUUAUUUGUCUUAAUUAAAUGUUUAUAAAGUUUUUUAAUGGGCAUUUGAUAUAGGUGCUUUGCUGCCACCUACACAACCAAAUAGUUCUUAAAACACCAUAAUGGCAGUUUCAUUUGACCCACUUUUUUUUCUUAUUUUUUGCCUUUUCAUUUUCAGACAAAAGUUUCAUGAUAGCAGAUACUCUCUUGAAUUUCUCUUAGAUUCUAACCCCUGCGGACAAAUGUCUGGUAUUUGGUUGCUUCUAUUUCCCAAGGCAUCUAUGUAAAGAAAGUCAAGGACCCAGGACAAUGGCAGAAUGUCAGAAAUGAUCAAUCUGUUUUCCAAGCAUUGUGAAAUUUUCCUCUUUAUCUUCAGUUACAUGUAAAGACAACUUGUAAACUUUAUAGUGACCGUCCUUCAUUGGUUGUCCAAAGAUUCCAACCUUUCAUCAAUUAGAUCUUAUGGUACCGAAGGGAACUCUAUUUUUAUUAUUUUUACUUAGAUUAUGAUAAACUAACUAAUUGUUUGCAGACAGACUAACUUCAUCGUGGAUGCCUUGAGUAGGAAGGCAGAGCCGUCAGUAUUUAAUUGUGGGACAGUGGCAGCCACAAUCAGGAACUUAAAAGUGGAAUGUAUUUUUUUAAUAGAACAGUUUUUGCAUUCUUGCCUCAUCAGGUGUACCAAUGAUAUUCUCACUGUGUGAAAUUUUUUUCCUCUGGUUGUCUACUAAAAAAGCCACUAGUGCGAGUUCAUUGUGCGUCAGAUUUUUUUUGUUGAAGACAGCGUUGGCAUAUGCCUUCUUUUUAUUCCAGAACCCAAAGCAUGUUAGCCGUAAGGUGGAAGUUUUUUUCUUUCUACUUUAGAUGUCAUUUCAAGUUCCUGAUUGCUGCUCAUUUUGCACAUUUUUGCAAAGUCAACCCCAACUCGUGGGGUUAAGGCUUGAGUUAAGAUGAGGCAGUUGGUAAGGAACUUCAUGUUAUUGUAUCCAGUGAGGUUAUUCAUGUUUGAAAUAAAUGCAGGUACUGAUGAUGAUCUUCCUCCAUCACAUUAUAAUACAGUUUCACGAAGGGACCGUGUUACAGGAAAUGGAAGAUCUGUUGUAAAUUCAGCUCCACACAGUAGGAUGCAUGGUGACAUGGAGCUCCAAAUUCACAAAAUUGAGCAAGAAGCAUAUGGUGCUAUCCUAAGAGCUUUUAAAGCACAGUCUGAUGCACUAACAUGGGAGAAAGAAGGUUUAAUAACAGAACUUAGGAAAGAGCUCAGAGUGUCAGAUGAUGAGCACAGGGAUCUACUCAACAGGGUUAAUGCUGAUGAUCUCAUCGUUAGGAUCAGGGAGUGGAGAAAGGCCGGUGGGAACCACAAUACCAUGCUCAACAUGCUCCACCCUGUUCAUGACCUAGUACCCAGUCCAUCAGUUUCAGGGUCUCGCAAGAGGCAGAAAACAUCCCAAUCAAUACCUCUACCAUUUGGAACGCCCUCACAGUUGUUACACCCUCAAAUGGUUGCUGGAACCACACAGCCAUCAUCCACAGCUGCAAAAUGGGGACCUGCUUCAGGAGCUGGAGGCAAAAAGUCUAGACCUGUAAGUAAAUUUCUGUGGUUGAGUAGAACUGAGAAUCCUAUAUAG
This is a messenger RNA of Ilex paraguariensis (yerba mate), 2090 nucleotides long. NCBI's taxonomy places the organism in Eukaryota, Viridiplantae, Streptophyta, Magnoliopsida, Aquifoliales, Aquifoliaceae. The record is from the annotation of a GenBank genome assembly.